CUGGAGCCCACCGCCCCUGGGCCUGUCCCGAGCUCGGGCCUGGCUGAGUUCCCGCAGGAGUCGCUCCAAGAAUUCCUGGGACACGUUUGAGCUAGUGCAAGCCAGGGAGAUGAAUGUGUCAGCCAAGUACCGCAUGGCCUCGCUGUAUGUGGGUGACCUACAUGCCGAUGUCACCGAGGACCUGCUGUUCAGGAAGUUCAGCACCGUGGGGCCUGUGCUAUCCAUCCGCAUUUGCAGAGACCUGGUCACCCGCCGCUCCUUGGGCUACGCCUAUGUGAACUUCCUGCUGUUGGCGGAUGCUCAGAAAGCCCUGGACACCAUGAACUUUGAUGAGAUUAAAGGCAAAUCCAUCCGUCUCAUGUGGUCCCAACGUGAUGCCUACUUAAGGAAAUCUGGAAUUGGGAACAUCUUCAUCAAGAAUCUGGAUAAAUCCAUUGAUAACAAAGCCCUUUAUGAACUGUUUUCACCUUUUGGGAAGAUUCUGUCGUCCAAGGUGAUGACAGAUGAUCAAGGCUCCAAAGGUUACGCUUUUGUACACUUUCAGAACCAGAUCGCUGCAGACAGGGCCAUUGAGGAGAUGAAUGGGGUAUUGCUCAGGAGUUGCAGAUUGUCUGUUAGCAGGUUCAAGACCCGCAAAGAUCGAGAAGCCGAGCUCAGAAACAAAAGCAAUGAGUUCACCAAUGUUUACAUUAAAAACUUUGGGGUUUGCAUGGACGAGAAGAGACUGAAGGACAUUUUCAGCCAAUAUGGUACAACUCUGAGUGUUAAGGUGAUGACUGAUUCCUGUGGAAAAUCCAAAGGUUUCGGCUUUGUGAGUUUUGAUAGCCACGAGUCUGCCAAAAAGGCGGUGGAAGAAAUGAAUGGAAAGGAACUAAACGGGCAGCUGAUCUUUGUAAGCCGAGCGCAAAAGAAAAUUGAGCGACAAGCUGAGUUAAAGCAAAUGUUUCAACAGAUAAGACAAGAAAGAAUUCACUGGAGCCAGGGCGUGAAGCUCUAUAUUAAGAACCUUGAUGACACCAUUGAUGAUGAAAAACUACGGAAGGAAUUUUCUUCAUUUGGAUCAGUUAGCAGAGUUAAGGUGAUGCGGGAAGACGGUAGAAGUAAAGGGUUUGGGUUGAUCUGCUUUUCCUCCCUCCAGGAGGCUACCACAGCGAUGGCUGAGAUGAAUGGCCGCUUCUUGGGGACCAAGCCCCUCAACAUUGCCCUGGCACAGAGGCAAGAAGAAAGGAAACCAUGCUUCACCAGCCAAUAUUUGCUGUAGGUGGGCAAAUAAUGUCAUUCCUGCCUAAAGUGCCCAAAUUAAAUUUCUGACCCAGUUGGGUGGCCCCUUAAUUAGUAAACUUUGUGAUAAAAGGGGUGUGUUUGCAGUGUGUGUGUGUGUUUUAAAAUAAGGGAAUCUUAGAAGCUUAGUUCUAAUUAUGCUAUUAUCCUUUUUCUUUUAUACUUUUUAUACUUUCAAUGAAGUAUUCAUAGCAAUAAGUAUAAUUCUAACAACCAUGGAGUCCAUGCCAACUUAUCCUUAUAAAUAUAAUUAGAUAUACUUUUAUUGCCUUUUGAACUAAUUGAAGUGAACUAAUUUGAGUGUAUCACUUAUUUUCUUUCUUAUUCUAAUAAUAUCGCCAACUUUAACAUCUUCUAUGAAUAGAUUAUCAAAAUAAUUCUUCUGUCUCAGGAUCCCAAGCAAAUUGAUAAUUACAAAAAUACAUUUUCCAAUUUUCAUUUACGUUUUUAAGUUUUUAUUCAGAGAAAACAAAAGUUUGAAAACCAAAUGUACAAAUUGAGUUAAAUAUCUAAUUACAUUCUUAAUAUGCACAAUAUGAGAAAAGAUUGUUUUUCAUUGACGGCUGGGGGUCAGAUGAGAUUUUUUUAAAAUACUGCCUACAGGCCUGCUGCAUAGGAUUUUGUCCCAUUGAUUUCCAAUAAUUCAGGUAUUUGAUAGUUAUCUAAAUUUUGGCUUGAUUCUUUCAUCCGUUAAAUUUUAAGCCUAUAUCAAUUCAUUCAGGUGCUCAAAAGAUGGCUUAAACUUACAUAUCUUCAUCUAUAAAUGCCUUAAGUUUAUAGCAGAUGCCAAUGUUAUGAAAAUCAGGUUUAGAACAUAUUAUGCCUAGCUAACAGCUUUAUUUUCAUGUCAAUUUUAUAUUGCUCUACUGAUAAUUUCUCAGGGGUUGGAGAAGAAUAAAAGUUUCCUUAUUUUUAUGAACUUUAGAAUAUUAGAAACAUGAGGAUAUAUAAACUUAAAGUUCACUUUUUACCUUGAUUGAAGCUCAUUCAGUGUAUUUUCUGAUAAAUGACAAUGAUGCCUUAUACUGUUUUCUAAAUAUUACAAAUCUUACUUCAGUUUAAUUUCCAGACCUCUCCAUCCUUCUUGUUUUUCAGAAAGAUUACUCAGUUCAUUUAUAUGCUUGCUUUAAGGAUUUUUUUGUAUUUGUCUAUGAUA
Messenger RNA from Echinops telfairi (small Madagascar hedgehog), 2437 nucleotides. It is a transcript of the gene PABPC4L, whose product is annotated as poly(A) binding protein cytoplasmic 4 like. The coding region runs from base 110 to 1261 and encodes 383 amino acids. Gene Ontology annotation, molecular function: mRNA 3'-UTR binding; poly(U) RNA binding; poly(A) binding. The transcript has a single exon. Gene Ontology annotation, cellular component: cytosol; ribonucleoprotein complex; nucleus. Lineage: Eukaryota; Metazoa; Chordata; Mammalia; Afrosoricida; Tenrecidae. The record is from RefSeq and is a predicted model, not a curated record.